CUAUUCAUCCUUACUGUCCUAGAGAACACCAAAGCUCUUUCUCUCGCUCUCCCAAGGAAAGCCGUCAGUCAUGGACGCCGUUGGGUUAGAUUCCGACGGCCGGGAAUUCACGAACGCCGGAGAGAUGUGGAGAGAAGAGAUCGGAGGAGAAGCAGAAAACGAAAAAAGACAGGAGUGGUAUAGAAAAGGCGUCGGAUAUUGGGAAGGAGUAGAAGCUUCCGUCGAUGGAGUUUUGGGCGGAUACGGGCACGUGAAUGCAGUCGAUGUGAAGGACAGUGAGGCUUUUCUCAGGAACCUCUUGAUCGAUCAGUUCGGUGGAGGGGCUCGGCAUCUCGUAGCGCUCGAUUGUGGUUCUGGCAUUGGAAGGGUUACUAAAAAUCUUCUUCUAAGAUUCUUUAAUGAGGUGGAUCUUGUUGAGCCAGUAUCACAUUUUCUGGAGGCUGCCCAUAAGAAUUUGUCCCCUGAGAAUUCUAUGGUUUCAAAUUCGCACAAGGCCGUCAAUUUUUAUUGUGUCCCGCUUCAGGAAUUCACUCCAGAAGUAGGAAGAUACGAUGUUAUAUGGAUCCAGUGGUGUAUAGGGCAGCUUGCGGAUGAUGAUUUUGUAGCAUUCUUCAACCGAGCAAAGGCUGGCCUCAAACCUGAUGGGUUUUUUGUCCUUAAGGAGAACAUUGCCAAAGAUGGAUUUGUGUUGGAUAAGGAGGAUCGGAGCAUCACUAGAUCUGAUUUAUAUUUCAAGGAGCUCUUCAACCAGUGUGGAUUGCAUAUUUACAGGAUAAAGGACCAGAAGGGAUUCCCCAAGGAGCUUUUUGCUGUGAAAAUGUAUGCGUUGGUAACUGACCCGCCAAGGAGAGUUCAUGGGACCAGAAAAAAGAUGCGGCCCAAUAUUCCCGCAGUCAUCAAAUCAUGAUUCUCCUCAGCGGAAGCCAAAUGGACGGAAUGAUUCUUUUCUGAUCACGAAUUCGGCAGAUAUCGAUUGACAUCUUGUCUGCUCGGUGUGAACUUGGCAGAUUGGAGAUUGCUUGGCAUUUGAAGCUGUAAAAUACCAAGGUGAGUGCUCAAGCUUUGUAAAAUUCAAUUGCUUCUGCAUAUUUAUAUCCUUGUGGAAUUCCAGAGGUUGUAGAAUGUUAGCAAAGGAAAUCCAAGACUAAUUAGAUGAGUUUGGGAUUUGUCUUUACAUAA
Molecule: messenger RNA, 1179 nt
Organism: Magnolia sinica
Lineage: Eukaryota; Viridiplantae; Streptophyta; Magnoliopsida; Magnoliales; Magnoliaceae
Product: alpha N-terminal protein methyltransferase 1
Exons: 8
Coding region: 71-907 (278 amino acids)
Biological process (GO): N-terminal protein amino acid methylation
Cellular component (GO): cytoplasm
Molecular function (GO): methyltransferase activity
Source: RefSeq, a predicted model, not a curated record